AUGUCUUCCGCGGAAACAGUCCGGCAGCGCAAGAAGGACGCUCCUGUUGCCAAAGCUUCCGCGAGAGUCGAGGCAAACCUCGCAGCCCGCGCCAAAGCAGAAGACAGCGCUUUCAGCUUGACGGAUGUUGCGCGUACAAUCGUCUUCUUGUUGCUGGCUAGUAGUGCGUUGAGUUAUUUCGUGACAAGGGAGAGCUUUACGUGGGGUGUUAAGAGACCGAGUUGGGCAACCGUUGGCGGAAUCAAGAGUCUGAUUGCCGGCCAACAAGCCCUCACAGACUCCGACCUCAAAGCCUUCGAUGGCAGCGACCCAACCAAGCCCAUCUACCUCGCCAUCAACGGCACUAUCUACGAUGUCUCAGCCGGUGCACGACACUACGGGCCUGGAGGAAGCUACCACUUCUUCGCGGGCAAAGACGCCAGCCGAGCCUUCAUCACUAACUGCUUCGAGGAAGAUGGGAAUCCAGAUGUUAGAGGUGUCGAGGAGAUGUUCAUGCCGCUUGAUAAUAAGGAGAUUGAUAUGCAGUAUACCAGUGGCCAGUUGAAGGCGCUGAAGGAGCAGGAGCGAAGACAGGCCAAGGUUGAGGCGUAUAAUGCAUUGAAGCACUGGGUCGAUUUCUUUGCCAAUAGCCCGAAAUACCCUAAGAUUGGGAUGGUGAAGAGAGAGCCUGGCUGGGAGAAGAAGGGGCCGGUUAAGAAGCUGUGUAAGCGUGCUCAGGAGGGUAGACAGCCACGAAAGGCGCCUGCUGGGAAGCAGUAG
Messenger RNA from Cadophora gregata, 759 nucleotides. RefSeq lists its product as uncharacterized. Gene Ontology annotation, cellular component: membrane; endomembrane system. NCBI's taxonomy places the organism in Eukaryota, Fungi, Ascomycota, Leotiomycetes, Helotiales, Ploettnerulaceae. Bases 1 to 759 code for a protein of 252 amino acids. The transcript has 3 exons. The record is from RefSeq and is a predicted model, not a curated record.